AGGGAUAAGCAGCCUGGCUUGGGAGAAGUGAGUAUAAAAGCCCCACGCUGGGGACAGCCGCCACAGAAGUCCAUGAGUUCUUGGCAGGAUGGCUUCUCACAGUCUGUUUCUCCUUUGCCUUGCUGGGCUGGUAUUUGUAUCUGAGGCUGGGGGCACUGGGGAAUCCAAGUGCCCUUUGAUGGUCAAAGUUCUGGACGCGGUCCGUGGCAGUCCCGCUGUCAACGUAGCUGUGAAAGUGUUCAAAAAGGCUGCUGAUGAGACCUGGGAGCCCUUUGCCACCGGGAAAACCAGUGAAUCUGGAGAGCUCCAUGGGCUCACAACUGAAGAUAAAUUUGUAGAAGGAGUAUAUAAAGUAGAAUUAGACACCAAAUCCUACUGGAAGGCACUUGGCAUUUCCCCGUUCCAUGAAUACGCAGAGGUCGUGUUCACAGCAAACGAUUCCGGCCACCGCCACUACACCAUCGCCGCCCUGCUCAGUCCCUACUCUUAUUCCACCACGGCCGUGGUCGCCAAUCCCAAGGAAUGAGCGGCUUCCUCGGUGGAUCUGAAGGAAGAGGGGCUGGAUUUCACAUAACUAAUAGUAUUCUGUUUUUAUUAAAACGGUAUUUUCACUUUAUAAGCUAUGUUAGAAACUCGGAAGGAGAAAAUAAAAUAUUCCUGUAAAAGCA
This is a messenger RNA of Choloepus didactylus (southern two-toed sloth), 668 nucleotides long. RefSeq names its product transthyretin (gene TTR). Lineage: Eukaryota; Metazoa; Chordata; Mammalia; Pilosa; Megalonychidae. Gene Ontology annotation, molecular function: thyroid hormone binding. Gene Ontology annotation, biological process: purine nucleobase metabolic process. The record is from RefSeq and is a predicted model, not a curated record. The transcript is spliced from 4 exons. Bases 89 to 526 code for a protein of 145 amino acids.